AUGGCUUCCGCUACUACAAUCACAAUAAUCCAAUUAAAUGCCCCAACACACUUCCCAAUUAAACUCACAACCGUGAAUUUUCCGGUGUGGCGGCGUCAAAUUCAUGCCACACUUGUUGGGUUUAAUCUCUUUGGCUAUGUUGAUGGUACAACCAAUGAACCAACUAAAUUCACUGAUCCUGCUCAAACUUCUGUCAACCCGGCUCAUUUAGCUUGGUAUCGUCAAGACCAAGUUAUUGUCAGUGCUCUACUUGGGAGCUGUACUGACACCAUACAGCCCCUUAUCUCCUCAGCUACGACAGCCCAUGAUGCGUGGCAACGUCUCGUUGCUAGUUACGCCAGUGCCUCACAAGGACGUAUCAUAUCCCUCAAGGCCAAACUCACAAGGAAUCCACGAGGGUCUCGGUCCAUCACCACUUAUCUCAAUGACAUGCGAGCCAUAGCUGAUGAUUUAGCGUUGGCUCAGUGUCCCGUAUCUGACGAAGACCUACUCGUCUAUGUAUUGACUCAGCUAGGCGAGGAUUACAGUUCCAUCACAUCGGCCAUCCGCGUUCGUGAGAAGCCUCUUUCUUUUGGCGAGUUGGCGGCUGUGCUGACUGACCAUGAACGCCAAUUGAAAGAUGCAGAUGCUUUGCGUCAGUCCUUUUUUACUACUGCUAAUGUUACUCAACGCACCUCGUCACCCCCGCGGCGCAACCACCAGUCCAACACCAACCGGAGGGCCCGCAACAAUAACAAUCAUUAUGGCUCUAAUCGGCAACAAGGGGAACACAAUCGCUCAGGUAUCGUCUGUAAGUUUUGUUAUCUUACGGGUCAUGAAACAAGGGUGUGUCGCAAGCUAGCCCGAUUUUUGAAGGAGCAUGAUGUUCCUCCUGUGCAAUCCUAUGUAUCUCCUACAGCCAAUUCGAUGACUGGGGCUUCUCCUCCCUGGAUGUUUGAUAGUGGGGCGUCGCACCAUGUGACACCAAGCCUCGCUCCUCUGCAGACUUUCACCGAGUAUAGUGGAUCGAAUGAAAUACGCCUGGGUGACGGUAAUUCUUUACAAAUAUCCCAUAUUGGUCAGUCUGUCAUUCACACUCCUUCUAAUGUUCAUCGAACAAAUGCAUAUGAAAAAAUUAUCUCAACGCAUAGCUUUGUUCACAAAAUUUGUAAACUCCCUAAGUUUAAUUUGAGAGAAACUACAUCCAAUUACGUCUCACACUAUAAGUCAAUGAUGUUGAGACAAUUGUAA
Molecule: messenger RNA, 1230 nt
Organism: Ipomoea nil (Japanese morning glory)
Lineage: Eukaryota; Viridiplantae; Streptophyta; Magnoliopsida; Solanales; Convolvulaceae
Exons: 1
Coding region: 1-1230 (409 amino acids)
Source: RefSeq, a predicted model, not a curated record